Punica granatum (pomegranate) is the source of this 1865-nucleotide messenger RNA. Lineage: Eukaryota; Viridiplantae; Streptophyta; Magnoliopsida; Myrtales; Lythraceae. The record is from RefSeq and is a predicted model, not a curated record.
CAAAACUGGAAAUUUAUGAAGUUAAGGGUUAAACCUGUCAAAAGAUUCCCUCACUCGGAAGCCAUUUCAGUCGAUUCCGGUUCCCCUCUUCUUCCUCUUGCUGUGUCUCACCGGAGACUCGUCGGAGACGGGAAGAUGAGCACGACGCAGGCCUCCCACUCGCUGGCCUUCAGGGUCAUGCGGCUCUGCCGUCCCACUCUCCACGUCGACACUCCACUUCUCGUCGAUCCCUCUGAUCUCCUCGUCGGCGAGGACAUCUUUGACGAUCCCCUUGCCGCCUCCCAGCUCCCCCGCCUCCUCAGCGGCCCGGGAAUCAAGCCUCCUGAGGACGCCGCCGAUCUCGGCUACCGCACCAGAUUCCUCCUCCACGACGCCACCGACUCUAUGGGCCUUUCCGGCCUCCUCCUCCUCCCUCAAGCCUUCGGGGCGAUUUAUCUGGGAGAGACUUUCUGCAGCUACAUCAGUAUAAACAACAGCUCGAACUUUGAGGUCCGGGACAUCAUAAUUAAGGCAGAAAUUCAAACUGAGAGACAGAGGAUCCUGCUUCUGGACACAUCGAAAUCUUCAGUCGAAUCAAUACGCGCUGGAGGUCGUUACGACUUUAUCGUUGAACAUGAUGUGAAGGAACUUGGAGCUCACACCUUGGUCUGCACUGCGCUGUAUAAUGAUGGUGAUGGUGAGCGUAAAUAUCUUCCUCAGUUUUUUAAGUUCAUUGUUGCCAAUCCGCUCUCUGUGAAGACAAAGGUCCGCGUUGUGAAGGAUACCACAUUUUUGGAAGCAUGCAUUGAGAAUCAUACCAAAACGAAUCUAUAUAUGGACCAAGUUGAGUUCGAGCCAGCUCAGAAUUGGAGUGCGACAAAACUAAAAGCCGAUGAGCACCAUUCUGAGAUGAAUUCUGCAGCUAGAGAGACCUUCAAGCCACCGGUCCUGAUCAGAUCUGGUGGAGGAAUCCAGAACUAUCUUUAUCAGUUAAAAUCAUCCUCCCAAGGUCCAGAGCAUGUCAAAGUUGAGGGAAGCAAUGUGCUAGGUAAACUUCAGAUAACAUGGCGAACGAAUUUGGGAGAACCUGGUCGUCUACAGACGCAGCAGAUUCUUGGUGCUGCCAUCACCCGCAAGGAAAUUGACUUGCAAGUGGCGGAGAUUCCAGCCACCAUCAUUUUUGGAAGAUCUUUCUCGAUACACAUAAAUCUGACCAACCUGACGGAGAGAGAGCUGGGCCCGUUUGAAGUCUCAUUAUCACCAGAUGAUUCGCCUGAAGAGAGGGCUGUUGUGAUUAAUGGUCUCCAAAAGAUGGCCUUACCAAAGGUGGAGGCAUUUGGUUCCUCAGAUUUCCACUUGAAACUAGUUGCUACCAAACUUGGAGUUCAGAGAAUUACCGGAAUUAGUGUGUUUGACUACAGAGAACGGAAGACAUACGACCCUCUCCCAGAUAUGGAGAUUUUUGUGGAUCUGGAGUGAUUGCUCAUCCUUCUUUUAGCUGUUCUACCUGAAGCCGAUAUAGGAUGAAAAUCCUGAUUCAGACAAGACUGUGAAACAAUACCAUAGAUUUCGAGCAAAAGCUGAGGUUUGAUAACCAUCAAUUUAUUCCUUCUUCAGAUUGUAUAGGCCGUCUUGCUGCCGUCCAGUAACUUGUAGCCCGACAAUGCCGAUCUCUGCUGGACUUAGAAGAUUAGAAUGUAAGAGAUCAAAGCACAGAGUCUCAGGUUAUGUUAAGCUCUUAAUGUAUCAGCGAAAAGGAAGAUUAAUGAUUUGAACCCAUCGACUGGCAUCCUUGUCAUGGACUCGGAUGACAUUGAUUAAGUCCGUUAUCUUUUUUCUUCAUGAAUAGAAACUCUGUGCUAUCGGAAACAUUCGAUUUUAUCUCA